GUUAACAUCAGUCGAAAAUUUGAAGUUUCUAAUUGGCAAGAAAAAUAUAUGUCAAAAAUUUCGAUGUGUUUGAUCGUUUACACGAAGGCUUGAAAGAUAAAACAUAAGGAUGUACAAUAUUGGGAAUAUGGACGAGACCAAAAAAAAAUUGUUGCAACGUCGAAAUAUUGUUGAAAAUUUGGGUGGAAACCCCUCUUUUGUUCGUGGAAAAGAACGUAGAUUUUCCACUGAUUAUAGGAGUUUGAAGUCUGAGGAAAUUGAGAAUAUCAUCAAUAUUAACUUAUCUGGCAAUCGCAAGGACAGAGUUGGAAGCGGCAACCCCCAAACACCGUCACAACCAUGCCAAACCACCAUCAACCUUUACAUCAACGAUCCUCACAUCAUGCAGAAAAACUGGGAGAAGUACCGAAAAACUCCACCAAGAAGGAGGAUGAGAAACGAGAUAGUCCUUGGCAAGAACAUACCGGACCAUACGCUCAUGAAGAACCUUCUCGGAGAUCUCGGUGUCAAGAAAUACUCCUCUGCGCCAGAGAUGACCAACAAGCGUCUAAACUCUAGAAGAAGUUACCUGCCUAGCGAAAGAUACAGCAGUGAAAGAUCUUUGACAGACUCCUCUGAUGUUUUUCCUGAUGUAGGGACCUGGAGGAAUGAUGGUACCGCCGGUGGUACAAAAGAAGGUGCCACCUUCUUGUACGUCAACGAGGGAAGAAGUGGUGGGGAUUAUGCUAGGUCGAACAUAGAGAAAAUCAACGAAGAAGAUGAAAAGGAGGUUGAGGAAGAGAUUAAGAAUUGUCCAGUACACCAUUGCAACCGUACAGUUGAAAGAGUGGUCAAGGAUAAUGAUGUGAAAGAAGAAGAGCCACUUCACCAAGUCCAAAGAGACCCUCUGAAACGUUUCAAGAGGAAACCAUUCAGACUCAAUCCGUCUUCAAAAAACCCUGGAAUACUUUACCGUGACACUCUAGGAUCAAAACCAAACAAAAACGAAAAACUGGAACAGCCUAGAAGGGCGUUGCCAAGUUUUCAUCUCAGAACGCAGAUGGUUAGAGACGUAAUGAAGACAAGUCCUGAGUUGUUGCACUCGUAUGAAUCUGGGCUUAUGAGGAACCAAAAGAAGUUGUUUGACUCUUUACGACACAAGAACUUCCAGAAUGUUCUCUCUGAGAACAAGCCGCCGGAGUACGAUGAAGCUUUAGCCAGAAGGACAAGCAAAAAGUUCGAUCAGAUCAACAUCGAGCAGUCCAAACUGAUCCUUUCUGGAAAGAAUAAGCUGCCUGUGUGUUCUGUGGAAAGUCAUGGGACGUAUGAAGAAUAUAGGAAGAAUCUGGUCCAGAGACCUGAUGGUACCUUGGUCUGCAAAAACCUGGAUCAUGCGAACGAAGAUGUUUGGAGCAGGGCUGGAACCAGGAGCAUAAUAACUUCGGAGUUUGUCAAGGAUAAGGUGAAAAAGUUCGACAAUUUACUGGAUAAAAAAAAAGUUGAAACACUGCAUGAUCGUCAGAGGGGUGGUAAAAGCGAUAGAUACAUAAAGGACGAAUAUGAGAGGCCCCAUAAUACUUUUCAUGGUACAUUAUCCCACAAUCUGCUAAACGGGGAAUCAGUGACUUUUCCAAGAGAAACCAAGAACGCGAUGACAAGAUUAGCGUCAAGACAUUCGAAAAUGAUGGAUAGUGUGUAUAAUAGCGAAGAAAAUGACCGGAAAAUUUUCGCAACUCUGAGAGAAAUCAGGAAUUUACCGGUUCAUAGGAAAGAUAUUGAUGAUUCGUCUUCAGUUUGUUUGGACAGUAUGAACUCUACUGGGAUCAAUGAUAGAUACUGGCCAGGAGUGGCGGAACGUGUUCGGUCAGCGGCGGCGGAGAACAUGCCUUGAAGAAGUUAAUUGCCGAGGAAGGAAGCCAACUGGGCAUUAGACCGGAACAACGAAGAAAUGUACCGAUAUAUUUGAUUUCAUCCACGAACAUGUAUGGUAUCCUCCCAAUAAAUUUUAGUCAACUU
Molecule: messenger RNA, 1995 nt
Organism: Harmonia axyridis
Lineage: Eukaryota; Metazoa; Arthropoda; Insecta; Coleoptera; Coccinellidae
Exons: 8
Coding region: 110-1870 (586 amino acids)
Source: RefSeq, a predicted model, not a curated record